CUCCGUCUCUUGAGACUCCACACACCAACGAGAACAACAACCAUGGUUGCACGAAAGAUCCAAACUUUGACGCAUGCGAUACGAGAGGACCACCAGGAGAUGUACGAGUACUACGAAAACUACCAAAAAUCCGCAGGCGACCUCGACGCUCAAGCACGCUGGGCACGGCAGCUCACGUGGGAGAUUGCCCGGCACGCAGUCGCGGAGGAGAUUGUCGUCUACCCGCUUAUGGAGGAGCUGCUUGGCGACGAGGGAAAACGGUUGGCAGACCAUGACCGCGCAGAGCACCAGCGGGUAAAAGAAAGUCUGUCCAAACUCGAAUCGCUGACGCCGGGGACAACUGCAUACGACCAAGUCAUUGACCCGAUGAUGGUCGGCCUCAGACAUCACAACAACGACGAGGAGACGAAGGACCUGCCGCUGCUCGAGCCCAAGCUCGACUACCGCGAGGAGGGCAUCAGCAAGAAUGCGGCGACGGAUUUCAUGCGCACUAAGAAGUUCGUCCCGACACGGGGUCAUCCGGGAAUUCCGAAUAAACCGCCGUUCGAGACAUUGGUUGGGUUUAUGAUGGCCCCGGUGGAUAAAUUGAAGGAUGCAUUUGCAAAGUUCCCGACGGAGGAGAUGGAGGCUGCGGCGGAGCGCGAUGAAAAGCAUUGA
Mycena indigotica is the source of this 657-nucleotide messenger RNA. RefSeq lists its product as uncharacterized. The transcript has 4 exons. The coding region runs from base 43 to 657 and encodes 204 amino acids. The record is from RefSeq and is a predicted model, not a curated record. Lineage: Eukaryota; Fungi; Basidiomycota; Agaricomycetes; Agaricales; Mycenaceae.